AUGUUCUGUAACUAUCUAGAACAUUUAAUAGACAACUUGGACUUCGUACAUAGAAAAGAAACUGAAUCAACUCGAUUGAUUGAGACAAAUGAUAAAACACCUGAUGUUCAACCAAAAAGCUUUGAUCAUAAUCGUGAAACGACAGAUGAUCAACCAUUAGGAUCAAACGAUGAUAUUGAACCAAGAACAGUAGAUGAAGCAACAUUCUCAAGUGUUCAGACAAAGGAUGUCAGAGCUUGUGUCACAGCCAUUCUGCAAUACCCAUCAAUCAUAUUAUCUUCAUCUGAUAUUGCUCUUGCUACUCGUCAUUAUUCAUCGACAAUCCGUCAACGAGUUGUUCAUAUAAUGAUUGAAAAAAAUCUGUUACGUGAGGAUGACUAUUUGGUGAGGAAAUUAGCAAAAAAACUGAAGAUCGUGAAAGGAUUCGCUAAACAAGUACCGUCGUUAAAUGAUGAACAAUCACGUUUUAAUUUUAUCACAACUCUCAAUGAAUUUGGUAUUACGUGGGAAUCUUUUAAUUCUUUUUUUGAUCCUACAAAAGAUGGUUUUUCGACAGCAACACAGUUACGAUUGAGUGAAAUAGCUGAGGCUUUGUUGGAAUCAGAAGAUUAUAAAUCUUAUGUUACUUAUGAUAAACGUGUAGUAUUUCGCGCUGUUGAAAAUACACCAGCAGAAUAUGAUGACCUUCAAUGUGGAGAAAAUGUUACGGAGUUUAAAAAUGAUAUAUUUUUUACAAAGUUAAUAAAGCAAGCCCCAAUUUACACGAUAAUGACACUACACGAACGAUUAAAAGAUGUCGUCGCUUCGAGUGAGAAAUAUCAUAUUAUUUGUGAUAUCAUCAACAGACAAUUUAACACGAAUUUUUCAUCUGCUUUUAUACAACAACAAAUCGAGUUCUUUUCAUCGUCAGAACUGUUCCGUUCAUAUUUAAUGUUUUCUAUUGACAUUGAGCAACUAAUCACUGAUUAUCAAAAGUUAACCAACUAUUCAAUCAUGUUUACCAAGAUUGAGCCGAUGUCAAGAAAAUGUAUCAUUUGUUCGGAUAAUGAUGAUGUUUUACCUAUUUAUCAACUGUCAAAAACAUUUAUAUUCUAUGAAAACAUAUUAGAACAAUGCGUUACUUUAUAUUCUUACUGCAAGAGAUGUAAAUGGUCAUUUUAUCCAAACAGUUAUAGUCAUGAUGUUACUAGGAAACAUUGCGUACAAAGACAACAAUUUAUGAAUGCAAAUACAUUUCAUUUUGGAGGUGAAUGUGUAUAUUCUCACAGAAUCUUUUUAUCUUUUUCAUCAGCUUUAUUAGCAAUGCGUGCAUCUUAUCAUGGUUUUGUCAAACAUUAUAAUACUAUAGUAAUAAAUAAAACAGCGUUUCGCGAGAAAAAAUUAGACGAGAAAAAUUUCCAGAUUAAUUGGAUUGUUUAUACUGUUUUGAAAUUAUUAUUCUUAUGGAGUGAUAAAGAUAUUGUUGUAAUUCCUUACUCUUUAUACGAUAAAGAGGAAGUGAAUGCGUUUUUUGAUCGACAUAAAGAUGAACUGUACAGAGCUUUUGUCAAACACUGGUCAGAUCAUGCUGCUCACAAAAGCCCAAAUUGCAUCACUGGUUGUACUGACAUAAUGAUUGUUGAUGGGCAUCAGAAAACAGCCAGAAUAACAUGUAAAUUUAAUAAUUAUUAUGAUAAUACUAUUGAAGAAUUAGGUCCAGUACUUGUUGGAUGUCCAAAAUCAGUCUCGAAACAUUCGAAAACUGAUUCGAACGGUCUUUGCGAAAAACAUAUCAAAGUGGUUGACAGUAUCGGUAAUAGCGCUAUGAGAUUUGAUCCAUCGGAUGAUGUAACUGAUGAAGACUGUAACGUAAAACGUAAUGAAUUAUUAGAUAACAAAAACCGAUCAACGACUUAUGGAUUUUUAAUAUCCUUUUAUUCAUGUGGUAUAGUUGCUGGUUUUGACGAGUCCAUUCGUUCAGAAUCGCCACGACGUGUUUUAAGACAUUUCAUACGAAUAGGUAAUUUUUCACACAUUUUUAUAUCUCCUAAAUCAUUUAUUUAGGAAAAAUCAGCAAGCUUCCCUCUGGAAUUAUGUAUGACAAUGCGUGCUCAAUUAAACUUUACAUGAUGGCUCGAUACGGAACCGAUUAUUUUAAAUCCACUCCAAUUAGUGAUCAUUUAUAUCACAAUGUUCAUUUCGUCAUCGACUGCUUUCAUGAACAGAACCACACACGACAUAUGUGUAAAAAUGAAAUGAGAGCAAGUCAUCCAUCUCAUAUGAACAUGUUUGAUCAAAUCAACAGCCAGAUUGCUGAACAGACAUUUUCCAUAAUCGCUCAAUAUAAGACGCAUUGGUCAAAUUAUUCUUAUCCAAAAAGUUAUAUAAACUUUAUUUUAUUCUUUCAUUUAUAUAACUGUGAAGCAUCUAAGACUUUGUUUUAAAUAAACUUCAAAGGUUGAAGAUAAUACUUGCUUAAUUCGGUUUCAAAUAUAAAUGAAAAUUUUCGAAAGUCUGUAUGUAUCAUAUAAACGGUAAAAGAAAAAAAAGUUCAUUUAUAUGAAUUUUUGAAUUAAAGUGACCCGCCAAAUCAGUUUCAGUACCGUCAAAUAUAAAAGUUGAACUAAAUUAUAAGAAUAUCUAGUUACUCCAGCGAUCUACCAAAUCUGUACACCUUUCUACCAUUCCUCUCUCACCCUUGUACACAGACAUACACACAUUAUAUCUAUAUAUACGUGUUUGUUUAUUUAUUUACUAAUAAAUAUAUUCAUGGUCAACUCUCCCUACAAGAGUCCCCGGGGACUCAUAACAGGGUGUUCCCAGGGAUUUUAUUGUUUUCCUGGGACUCCCCGGAGAGUUGUCUGGGGAAAACGGAUGCAAUAUAUAAUUACUAAUAAAUUCUUCUUAAUUUUUAAAAAUUGAAGAGGUUUUUUUUAAAUUUAGAUAUUUCAUCAAUUCUACCUAGACAAAUCCCCGAAGAGUCCCGCAAAUAAAAAGUCCCUGGGACUCACGACAGGGACCCCUCGGGGAGUCAUCGGGGGGAAACCGGAUUAGGGAUGUGAAAUUCAUCUAAAAAUAUAUUUAUUUGUUUAACCCAACCCAACCCAACCCAAUACUAAUCUGAAACAUCAACCUCAUUUUACUUUUCUAUAUAAUAAGACAACUAGUAUACGAUUAUUUUUAAAUGCAUUCAAUUGAAUUUCCAGGAAAUUUUUAUUAUAGUCAUUUCAUUUGAAUUUCCUGUACAUCGGAAUUUACCAUCGCAUGUCCUGUCCCGAAUAACUCAAGCAAGUCAGAUGUUGGGAUCUGACUGGCUUUAAGUUGGUCCGAUAUUCGUCAGACCAAUUUAGAGUAGUCCUCUCUCGAUCAUUGAUCGAGAUCACCAUUCUCUCGAAUAAUCAAUAAUCGAGAAAUACUUUAGAAAAAAACUUAUUUGAAAAUUAUGUUUUGAAUGUUCAAUCAUGUUGCUUAUAUUCAGUUUUGUAUGCAUAAAAAAACGGUGAAUGGCUAGAUAGCCUAUCUAAAUAAAAUAAUGAUGUCGCUUUCCGUUUUACUCAAGAUCUUGCGAAGAUCUUAGGUACAGAUUUCUCUGAUACAACCAAGAUAUGUACAUAUAAAUUAUCUUUUUAAGAUCUGGUUAAGAUUUUACUUACCGAUCCCAAGAUUCCCAGAUCUUGCUUACAAGAUGUUUCACUAGGGGUGAGCAUGGGUAUGAAAGAGAUAUUUUUACAGUAGAUUGGAUGAAUAUGAGGGAGAGACAUUGUUACAAUAGUUUGAAUGAAUAUGGGGGAGAGCCACUAUUACAAUAGACUGGAUAAAUAUGAGGGAGAGACAUUCAUUACAAAUAUUAUUAUGAAAACAUAUUUUGAGGAUAAAUGUUAUUACAAUAAAUGUUAUGAGAAUGGACAUACGAAUAGAAAUAUAUUUUACAUUAAGUGGGGAUAAAUAGAAAAUAUCUUUUACAGUUGAUAGUGUAAAAUAAAAUAAAUUAAAUUAAGAUAGAAAAAAAAAAAGUAAGAAACAUACGAAGUAUAAAUAGAAAGUAUUUUUUACAAUAGAUAGUAGGAAGUAAAUUAGGUUACAAAAAGUA
Molecule: messenger RNA, 4069 nt
Organism: Rotaria socialis
Lineage: Eukaryota; Metazoa; Rotifera; Eurotatoria; Philodinida; Philodinidae
Source: the annotation of a GenBank genome assembly